This is a messenger RNA of Rhagoletis pomonella (apple maggot), 962 nucleotides long. RefSeq lists its product as uncharacterized. NCBI's taxonomy places the organism in Eukaryota, Metazoa, Arthropoda, Insecta, Diptera, Tephritidae. Bases 53 to 670 code for a protein of 205 amino acids. The transcript is spliced from 2 exons. The record is from RefSeq and is a predicted model, not a curated record.
GUUCCAUUGCGAAGUCAGCAAGUCACUUAAUCUUGCACUCACUAAAGUUGAGAUGGAUAGUUCAGGAAAUCCCUCAGCUAUGAAAGAAUAUGCGAACCAGGAAGCUGUAAGGACAUUCAUUCUCGGUCUAAACAGCAAAUAUACCAGCGGCACCCUCUAUAGCCACAAUCCGAAGGACUUAGAAACCGCUUACGCUAUCGCAAGUACGAUAUACCAUGAUAAUGUGAACUCACAAUUCGACGUUCCGCAAUACAGUCAGUACAGACAGUAUAAUACAUCGCAGUAUCAAAACCCAAGCAGAAGAUAUCACGAGGAACCACAAAUGUACAGACCUAACGUGAAGGUGCAAAACAAUCACACUGCACCCAGGCAACAGCACCAACCAUUGGACGUAGACCCAUCACAGCAAUACACGAGAUCCGCAAAUUAUAAUAGGAAUCAUUCCGCACCACAACAAAACAGCUAUGACCGUCAAAUGCAAGGACUACCGCCAAAUAAUCCAUUUCGUGGAGAUCCUCAAAAAAGAGAACGAAAUCGUUCAUCUCGUAAUUUCAACAUACAACAGAAAGUACAACGUGUAAACCAAACACGCGACGAAGAACUAAAAUCGCUUGCACCAGACUAUGAAAAUGAUGAAUAUGAAACAGGCAGUGCUUUUUUAGGCGCUUGACCGAUUUACCGUGUCGGCAACGCCACUGCAGGGAUACAGGCAAACUUAUUAACAUCCUGAUCGACAUUGGAGCAACAAACAAUUGUCACAUAAGCAUGGUAAAAUAAUGCUCCACUUCGCAUCCUAGAGAAUGGAUACAUUUUGACAGAUUACCAGCAUACUUGGAACAACAUGCAUAUAUCAGGCCCUAAAUUUAUACACUUUAAUGAAUCCACAAAUAUCGAUAAUAUCACGUAUUACAAUCAUCAACGACACCUCAAAGAAAUCAUACACAAUCAACAUAGCGAAAAAC